This is a messenger RNA of Pogona vitticeps (central bearded dragon), 804 nucleotides long. The record is from RefSeq and is a predicted model, not a curated record. NCBI's taxonomy places the organism in Eukaryota, Metazoa, Chordata, Lepidosauria, Squamata, Agamidae.
UUGGCUACGAGCGAAAAGGCGACAGGUGGCUGUGGAACCCGCUCAGCUGAGGCAGUUCGCCUCAGAGCUGGGAAAAGCUUUGUUCAGGGAAUGAUUGGAAAAGCGCUCCCCGUUGACCUUGGCUGCCCAUAACCCGCAAAAUCUGUUUCCACUCACGUCUUUAAUAUUUUACUCCAAUUCCCAUUUAGGGAAAAAGAGGCUGGGACUAUAGGUGGCUAGUACUUAAACAGACUCUAAACUAUGAAGAAUGGCUCACAGCAGACAUUUUCUUGCUUGUACUGUCUGUAAGAAAUCAUCUGUAAAUUCAUCUGAGCAGAAGAAUAAAACAAUUCAAGGGGAUUUUGUGCAGCUGUUCCCACUAGAAGUCACCUUGAAGAUUUUUAGUGAACUUGACAUCCGGAGCUUAUGCAGUGCUUUGAUGACAUGCAAGAGCUGGAACCAUACCAUUGAAAAUUGUGAUCAGUUAUGGAAACAACAUUGUUUAAGUGUCAGAGCUGUUUGCCAGCGAGAGAUUGAUGGUGACAGAGGAAAUGGGUAUUCAUGGAAGGUCACACUCUUGAGAAAUUAUUGGAAAAGCAAAGUGAAGUAUGAAUGGCUCAGUGGAAAAUAUAGCAAUAUUCAUUCCUGCAGUGGUUUGCCAGAAAAAAGUAUGUAUCCUAUGGAUGCUGAUACCUGGGGAGAAAUCCUAGAAGCUGAACUGGAAAGAAAAGAGGCCCAUUUAAGAGUCUUAUACAGAAGAAACUAGAAUUGAACUUAUCUUUAAAAAUAUUGCCCUGUAUCUGUAUGUGAAUUUUUAUAUUUGUU